CGGUAACAAGGUCCAUUUCUGAGACAUUUUAGAUCGGAUGUGUUUUCGUGGCCGGUUUCCCAGUCAUGUAAGCCGCUUAUAGAUCGAGCCCAAUCAAUUUGCAGUCCAACAGUUUUAGUCAGUGGAUAUUUUUUGUGGUAAAGGAUGGUUAGUGAUACCAUUCCAGUGGGUCACGAAUUUUUCUAAUGUUCUUAUUUUCUUGUUAGAUGCCCAUUGAGGAAGUGCUUCGAGCUUUUGCGGAGCAGAACUUUGACGGAAGUAACUAUUACCCAAUCUCCCACGGCCAAACGAAAUCGAUAAAACCUCUUGCUCUUGUGAUUAAGAAACGCAGAUCAGUGUUCAAGCGACCAUUUGCCAAAUCGGAAUUCAUUGUCAUUGCAUCAUUAGACGAUUACGUCGUGAAGGACAAAAGAGAGGAAUUCACUGAGAUCGUGAGUUCAACCCUUUUAAAAGAAGACAACUUAAAAAUAGCGGAAGAUGACGCGGAAGAUGACGGAGCGAAAAGCUCUGUAGACGUUCAGUUGGACGUAGGGAAAUGUGUGAAAGUUAACGUGAAGAUUGCAGAUGCCCUGGGAGCGCUGGAACUAGGCAAACUAGAUCAGGAGUACAUCAAAGACCCCGAUCUUCGUGAACUGCUAGACAAGGCAGCUUUGGAUGUGAAGAGAAUGGAAAGCCUUGAAGACCAGAAACUGCGCCUUAUAUAUUCCGUGAUUUACAGCGAGAAAUUUGUACUGAAGGGCAAACGGGAACACGAGGUUCAAGCGGAUGCUGGCAUCGAGGCUCCUGUCCCUGAGGUUCUUGACUGGCUGGCAAAACAAGUUCAGGUUGGAGCCCACUAUAGUAAGAAGAUCAUUCCUUCAAAAGUGGCAGCGAGACACUCUCGGGGCCCAAUUUUCUUCAAGUUUGUUCGUGUGGAUUACGAUAAAGUUCAAGGGCGGUUAAAACUUUCCAAAGGAGCGUUUGCAGGGCAUGAAGUUAAGUCAGGCGACAGAGAUACAGGAGAAGAGAAAGAAAACACUGAAGAGUACGCUGAAUCUGUGGUCGGCUCAGGGAAAGAAGAGAGUUACUUGGCAGAAUCUUUGACAGAUGAUGAUAUAAAGAAACUUGAGAUUAUCAAGGGUUCAGUGUUGAAGUCUGCGGAGAGCAGGAAAAAACGCAAAGAGAGAGUGAAAAAGUAUCUCAGCUGGUUUGAAGAAGCACUGAUUACAGACAAGAAGAAACUGUCUCUUGUUGAACCUCUUACUAAUGAAGACCGCAAGUUUCUUCAAAGCAUUUUCAGUCCUGUCCUCGACCAAUCCACUGUUAAUCUGUCCAAAUUUGACACGGAAAAGAUUCAAGGAUAUGCAAUAGUUCUUAAACAAAUUGAUGAUUUGUCAGAUGAGCAUUGGGAUGAAAUUGAGAAGGCUUGGGCCUAGCCAGGAGAGAAUGAAUUACUGAAGAAACAAAAGUUCAAGAUGCACUAUGAAUUCAAAACAAAACCACUUAGAAACAAAGGUCUACUUGACAGUAAGCUUUGAACAAUGAUGUGAACAGGUUUACAGAAAAAAAUGGGGCAUGAAUUAGUUGCUAUUUUGUGACAUUUUAAGUACGGUUUGAUUCCAUAGUUAUGUUAGCUUUGUACGAGGCUAUGCAAACAACUUCAUGAGAAGGUAUCGCGAGAACAUUGCGCGUUUUAUAUAGUGCUCUCUUUAACUUGGAUUGAGACAAUUAUUUGGCUUGAUAUUUCGUUAAAUGAAUUCCUACAGGAGAAUAUUUGAAGCACAAGGCAACUUCAAGCGAAGAGCUAACAGUUUGUCUUGCAAUGUUCACAUCAUACGGAUAGUGGGUGUUAACUUGAGGCUUAUUCGAAAUAAAUUUACACAAGGUG
This is a messenger RNA of Orbicella faveolata, 1867 nucleotides long. RefSeq lists its product as uncharacterized. The record is from RefSeq and is a predicted model, not a curated record. NCBI's taxonomy places the organism in Eukaryota, Metazoa, Cnidaria, Anthozoa, Scleractinia, Merulinidae.